Messenger RNA from Prorocentrum cordatum, 280 nucleotides. The record is from the annotation of a GenBank genome assembly. Lineage: Eukaryota; Dinophyceae; Prorocentrales; Prorocentraceae.
GCUGAGAGCACGUACAUGGUCGAGCGCCAGGUCGCGGAGUUUCUGGGGACCGAGAGGACGUAUCAUUGCCAGUUUCUCCAGCUGCUGGAGCGGGAGCGGCGCGUGGGCGAGUUGGACCCGCAGUGCGUGUCGGCCAAGAUGUUGCCAGAUGGGCACGAGUUACUCCUGUGGAAGCCCACUCGACGUAGGCCUGCUCCGCCGUUGCUGGACGGCGACGGCGACGACGACCCCAAUGAGUCCGAGCCGUCCGAGGGCGCUGGCGAGGAUGAGCAGGGCGAGG